Molecule: messenger RNA, 2091 nt
Organism: Sphaeramia orbicularis (orbiculate cardinalfish)
Lineage: Eukaryota; Metazoa; Chordata; Actinopteri; Kurtiformes; Apogonidae
Gene: leo1
Product: LEO1 homolog, Paf1/RNA polymerase II complex component
Exons: 14
Coding region: 65-1966 (633 amino acids)
Biological process (GO): transcription elongation by RNA polymerase II; positive regulation of transcription elongation by RNA polymerase II
Cellular component (GO): nucleus; Cdc73/Paf1 complex
Molecular function (GO): RNA polymerase II C-terminal domain phosphoserine binding
Source: RefSeq, a predicted model, not a curated record
ACCUGCUGAACCGGAAAAGCGCCGUUUCUACUUCCGGGUUCACGGUUUCCACAGUUUGGAAGAAAUGGCGGACAUGGACGAGCUGUUCGGUAGUGAUGGAGACAGCGACAAUGACCAAGGGGAGUCCGGUUCCGGCUCCAGUUCAAACUCGGAGCAGGAGAGGCCACGGUCAGCCAGCAACGCUUCAGCCAGUGGCAGCGACAGCGAGCACGAACGAGAUGACGACGAUGAAGAUGGUCAGGAGGCAGGAAAAGCCAGUAUGAAUAAGGAGCUCUUUGGAGAUGACAGCGAGGAUGAGCAGCGCAGUCAGCGCAGUGGCAGCGACAACCAAUCAGAACGCUCCGGGAACCACUCAGAUGCCAGCAUGCACUCGGACCGCGCCGAAAACGACCACUCUGACGCAGAGCAGCGCAGCGGCUCGGAGCGCGGCCAUCAAGAUGAGGAUGAAGAUGAGGAGGACGGUGGUCGUCGGUCAGACGGAGGAAGCCCGGCCGGCAGCGGGAUGUCUGCAGCUGGAAGCCCCCACUCCGAACGGGGAAGCAUCCGCUCCAACAGGAGUGUGCACAGUGACCCAGGGACCCCCCAGUCAGGACCCGGCACCCCCCACUCUGAUGGAGAAGCUUCCGGAAGAGACAACCAUUCAGAUGAUGAGAAAUGGGAUCGAGAGGUGAAGAGCGACCAGUCUGACGAUGAAGAGGAGAAGCAGCAGCGCUACUCUGAUGAAGAGCACGACAACUCUGACGACGAGGGACACAGGAAGUUAGAGUCUGCGAAGGGCAGCGAUAGUGAAGACGACUUCAUCCGACAGAAAACCAAAUCCAAACCCUCUGAUUCAGAUUCUGACAGUGAUGUUGGAACAAAAAAAAUUCAAAAGUCUGCAGCAGACGACCUGUUUGGAGAAGCUGAUGACAUCUCCUCAGACAGCGAUGCAGAGAAACCUCCAACCCCUGGACAGCCCCUGGAUGCGGAGGAUGGGAUGGAGGGAGAGCAGGCGGAGGAGGAACCUGCACCUGAGACUCGCAUCGAAGUGGAGAUUCCCAAAGUCAGCACUGACCUGGGAUCUGACCUGUACUUUGUCAAGCUGCCCAACUUCCUGUCAGUGGAGCCCAGACCCUUUGACCCUCAGUACUAUGAGGAUGAGUUUGAGGAUGAGGAGAUGUUGGAUGAAGAGGGACGGACCAGACUCAAGCUGAAGGUGGAGAACACUAUUCGAUGGAGAGUCAAGAGAGACGAGGAGGGAAAUGAAACACGAGAGAGCAACGCUCGCAUUGUGAAAUGGUCUGAUGGGAGCAUGUCCCUCCAUUUGGGGAAUGAAGUGUUCGAUGUUUACAAAGCUCCUCUCCAGGGAGACCACAACCACCUGUUCAUCCGACAGGGUACUGGACUACAGGGACAGGCUGUGUUUAAAACCAAGCUCACCUUCAGGCCCCACUCCACAGACAGCGCCACCCACAGGAAGAUGACCCUGUCCCUAGCUGACCGCUGUUCCAAGACCCAGAAGAUCCGGAUCCUGCCCAUGGCCGGACGAGACCCAGAGUCACACCGCAACGAAAUGAUCAAGAAAGAGGAGGAGCGUCUGCGGGCCUCCAUCCGUAGAGAAUCCCAGCAGAGGAGGAUGAGGGAGAAGCAGCACCAGCGCGGCCUGAGCAGCAGUUACCUAGAACCAGACCGCUAUGAUGAGGAGGAGGAGGGCGAGGAGGCCAUCAGCCUGGCCGCCAUCAAGAGCAAAUACAAGGGAGGUGGUCUGAGGGAGGAACGAGCCAGGAUCUACUCAUCUGACAGCGACGAAGGUUCAGACGACGACAAGGCCCAGAGGCUGAUGAAGGCCAAGAAACUGGACAGUGACGAGGAAGGGGAGGGGCCAGAAAAGAGGAAGGCUGAGGAUGAGGAGGAAACGUCCACCAAGAAAGCAAAGAAGUAUGUCAUCAGUGACGAAGAGGAGGAGGACGAAGACGACGAUGAAUAACUGACGACUUUUUUAUCAGCCCAUAGACGCACACACACACCGGCAGCGGCAGCCAUAUUUUGUGUAUAUUUUCUUAAGGUGUAUGUGUGUUGUGUGUCUGAAAUAAACAUGUUGUGUAACUCGAA